Beta vulgaris subsp. vulgaris (sugar beet) is the source of this 2110-nucleotide messenger RNA. Its product is annotated as L-ascorbate oxidase homolog. The coding region runs from base 250 to 1869 and encodes 539 amino acids. The record is from RefSeq and is a predicted model, not a curated record. Lineage: Eukaryota; Viridiplantae; Streptophyta; Magnoliopsida; Caryophyllales; Amaranthaceae. The transcript is spliced from 7 exons. Gene Ontology annotation, molecular function: oxidoreductase activity; copper ion binding.
UGUAAUAUUAUAUCCAAAUUACAAUCUCUUAAAUCUCCUUUUUCCCUCCCAAUCUCUCUCUUCUUUUACGGCUCCUCUCCUCUGUACCGCAUCUUUUAAAACCCCACCCUCUUUCCCCUUCUCCCUCUCUCUCUUAACUCUUUCUUCUUAUUAGUAUGUAGUACUACACUACACCCACUAAAAAUAUUAACCAUUUUCUCAGAUUUAAUUCUUGAAAAUAUAAUUAAUAAAAACUUUGAUUUUACAGCAAUGCGGACAUUGUUGUGUUUUAGCAUUGCUGCUCUGUUCUUGUCCUCCAUUGUUGUUGCUGAAGAUCCUUACAGAUUUUUUAGUUGGAAUAUCACUUAUGGUGAUAUUUACCCUCUUGGUGUUCGUCAACAGGGCAUUUUGAUUAAUGGGCAGUUUCCAGGACCAGAUAUUCACUCAGUCACUAAUGAUAAUCUCAUCAUCAAUGUUUUUAAUAAUCUUGAUGUUCCUUUUCUUCUUUCAUGGAAUGGAGUUCAGAACAGGAGGAACUCCUUUGAAGAUGGUGUUUAUGGAACAACUUGCCCAAUUCCCCCAGGCAGGAACUUCACUUACAUGCUCCAAGUCAAAGAUCAAAUUGGUAGCUUUUACUACUACCCUUCUCUAGCAUUCCACAAGGCUGCUGGUGCUUUCGGAGGUAUCAGGAUACUUAGCAGGCCCAGGAUUCCUGUUCCAUUUCCUGACCCUUCCGGUGAUUACACUGUUCUCAUUGGAGAUUGGUACAAGGCCAACCACACUGAUUUGCAAGCAACCCUUGACAAUGGUCACAAACUUCCUCCUCCAGAUGGCAUCCUAAUCAAUGGUCGGGGAAGUGGUGCCACAAUAAAUGUAGAGCAAGGAAAGACUUACAGACUCAGAAUCUCCAAUGUCGGCCUGGAGAACUCUCUCAACUUCCGUAUUCAAGGCCACAAGAUGAAGCUGGUGGAAGUCGAGGGGACUCACACGCUCCAAACCUCCUUCUCCUCACUUGAUGUCCAUGUAGGACAGACCUAUUCGGUGCUCAUCACUGCUGAUCAGCCCCCUAGGAACUACUACGUUGUAGCUUCAUCUCGAUUCACCAAUCCUGUGCUCACUACAACAGGUAUCCUUAGCUAUGCAAACUCUGGAGGCUCAGUCCAAGGCCAGAUCCCUGGAGGUCCAACGAUCCAGAUUGAUUGGUCCCUCAAUCAGGCUCGUGCUGUUAGGACAAAUCUUAGUGCAAGUGGACCAAGGCCCAACCCACAAGGGUCUUACCACUAUGGUAUGGUCAACACUACUAGAACUAUUAGGCUGCAGAAUUCUGCUGGACAAGUGAAUGGGAAACAGAGGUAUGCUGUUAACAGUGUGUCAUUUAUCCCUGCUGACACUCCCCUCAAGCUUGCGGAUUACUUUAAGAUUGGAGGAGUUUUCAGUGUGGGGAGUAUCCCCAGCAGCCCAAGUGGUUCAGGGAUCUACCUGGCUACUUCUGUCAUGGGUGCUGAUUACCGAAGCUUCAUUGAGAUCGUCUUUGAGAACACUGAAAAUAUAGUUCAGAGCUGGCAUCUGAAUGGUUACAGCUUCUUUGUUGUUGGAAUGGAUGGAGGAACAUGGUCACCAGCUAGCAGAAACCAGUACAAUCUUCGUGAUGCAGUUUUCCGUUGCACCACACAAGUGUACCCAAAGGCAUGGACUGCAGUCUACUUGCCAUUGGAUAAUGUGGGUAUGUGGAACUUGAGAUCAGAGUUUUGGGCGCGUCAAUACUUAGGACAACAAUUCUACCUCCGAGUCUAUACAACAUCGACAUCACUAAGGGAUGAGUAUCCAAUCCCCAGGAAUGCUCGUACCUGCGGAAGAGCAGCAGGCAGGCGCACUAGGCCUUUGCUAUAAGCUAUUAGUUUAAGUGAGUCUAGUAACCUAUAUCAUAAGAAAUUAGUUUGGUUAAAAGUGGAGCAAAAAGAUAAGCAAAUCUUUUGCUUUGAUUUGCAUUAUAUUCCUUUGGGGUGCUACAUUAGCACUAGUUAGCCCCAUAAUGAGGCUUGUAUUAUUAGUACGUAUAAUUUGUGUUGCUACGACCUCCUCUCAAGGUCGCAUUCUUUGAAAGUAAUAUUGUUCUUCUGAUUGUAUGAAA